GGGUUCUCGUUACGGAAGCCGAGGAGGGCUGAGCGCGGGCUCUGCCUCAAGGAAGUUUGGUGCAGAAGCCCAGUGAACCGAGGUCUCUCGCGCCCAAUGGCGACUGUGGAAGCUAGCGGUAGUGACCGGAAAGAGCAAGAGAUUGAGACCUCCGUCACCUAUUACCGGUUGGAGGAGGUAGCCAAGCGCAACUCCCUGGAGGAACUAUGGCUGGUGAUCCACGGGCGAGUCUACGAUGUCACCCCCUUCCUUAACGAGCAUCCUGGUGGAGAAGAGGUUCUGCUGGAACAAGCUGGUGUAGAUGCAAGUGAAAGCUUUGAAGAUGUAGGCCACUCUUCUGAUGCCAGAGAAAUGUUAAAGCAGUACUAUAUUGGUGAUGUCCAUCCGAGUGACCUUAAACCUCAAGGUAACAAGGAGCCUUCAAAAAGUGAUACGUGCAAAAGUUGGUGGACAUACUGGAUUAUCCCCGUCGUAAGCGCUAUUCUCUUAGGUUUCCUGUAUCGCUACUACAUGUUGGAAAGCAAAUCCUCUUGAGGAAGCCUUGCUGAAGUCUGGAAGGCACAUCCACUUGGGAGUGAACCUAGAGACUUGCGUGGGGGCUGCAGCGAUGCCCUUUCCUUGAAUCCUGCCAGUUGUGUCCUUCCCCCUUGGAGUCCAGACAGUCGGGUAGACGUCCGUGUCAGGUCUGGGACCAGUGUCCUUCACCUCUCAGAGCCUUACACCCAAAGCACUUGUCACCAUUCUGUGUCCUUGCCAGCGUUUGCUCUCUUCACUGGCUUCCACGAGUAUCCUUACAUUUCAAAACUUUCUGUUCAUAAUUGCAAAUCAUAUGUUGUAGUGACAUUGCUAAAAAUGCCUGCUUGUCAAUACUUUGAAUAAUGCACAUUAGAUAUUCUUAGCAAGGCAGGAGUCUGGUAUUGAAGCUUUUAAGUAAAUUUUUUUUUAAAAAAUUCUGAUUUAAUCCUAUUAUUUAUCAUAAGGGAUUUAAUUAUGAAGUAAAGGUGUAGACUUAUUUCCUAAAAUAUAACUGCCAAAUGAUCUUGUUUCUAUUUGUUAAAACUACAAAGAACUGUGGUCAUCCCCUCCCUCCCACGCUAGGUAGCUCUUCCUACCCCCUAAGUCCAGGCCCUUUGCCUCCCAAAUGGUGCUGGACCAAAUUUUAUUUCCCUAUUAUUUCCUAGAGGUAGAAAGAGAUAUGGAAAGGAAGGGAUGAACUGGAGUGUUAGAACCCUGAUGAGUUCAGAGUAAUCUUUCUUUUAAAAAACAUUGAAAAACACUACAUUAGGAUAGGCGUUUAGAAAUAGCACCAAAGCUUUUGCUUUGGUUUGGCACCCGUUUGUAGCCAACUCUUUUCCUCCCCUGACCAUCUUUUAUUGGUAAAAUAUAAAUGUACAAUUAUGUCUGUAAACCUUAUCAGGGAUAUUUACUGCUUUUUUGUUUAUUGAUUAGCAAAUUUUUGAUUCUAUAAUUUAUAAAAGUAUGAGACUCCAAUUUGACUCUCCGUUUGCGUUUGCCCCAGUGAAAUAACUUCCGUAUAAAUGGUGGAAGUGGAAGAUGUGACAAGAGACUGUUUUCCAUUUUGUCUGUAUUUUACCUCCGUGGCUCCAACUUGUAAUUUUGUUCUUUUUUUCCAUUGAGAAUAAAAAAACUGGUAGUUUUUUUCUCAGAUGUGUGCUUUCUUAAGAAGGAGGUUAUCAGAAUUAUGUCCCUGUUUCUUACUGGUUCAGGGAUUUCUCUGGUGUAUUUGGUUUGAUUCUCCCCCAUGGCAGCACCUGUGGAGGUAGCAUCUUGCCGGCAGAUGUGGUGAUUUUUCUCCCCAUCCGUUGUCGUUUCCAGUGGGAGCAGAUUGGUUCAUGAAGCCCCACAGGUGCUGCUCAGUAUCUUCUCUGUCCCUUCCAGCUGGCCAGAGGCUUGACCAGACAGAAAAGUGCCCGGCAAACCAAAGUCUGCCCAUGCAAACUAUUGAAGAAAAAGUUCAACCCAGGUCUUACAUCCUGUGAUUUAGCAGUUGAGUGAAUUCAGAAUUCAUCUAAAUAAUAUUAACUUUGUCCUUGUACCUUUAGAUAUACUUUGGAGUUAUUUUAGGAGAUGUAUAGUUGACUUUUAUUAUCAGGGAUAUGGGCUUAGUAACACUUUUAUCUUUAAAAAAAAAUGUUCAUAUGUAUUACGAGAUGCCACUUUGAGACAAUUUAUUGAACAAAAAUCUUUGGUUAUUAUGUAAUGAAACUGGUAUGAAUUGAUGCUCCUCCAUUUAAAGGCAAGAAAGGGUUACUUGAAUAGAAUUGGUACAGGAUUCCUGUAAUAAUUAAGUCACACGAUUACACGGAGUACAUUGGGGUUGAAGUAAAGAACAAGGGAACAUUGAGGAGCUGGAAAGGGAACAUUCGAGCUAAAACUAAGCCAGAAGAUAACUUGAAUCAAUUUGUGAAAGUGUGCUGGCAGUCUCCAAAACUGAAUUAAAAACAUCUGCCUUAUAAGAAAUGUGAAAGAACUAUAGUCUAAAAGUUGGUGUUUUUGAUUUUUUCAGGGUAAACACCAAUGAAAAGAUACGUUUUUCUACUUCAUAUUGGUUUUCUUUUCCUGUUUAUGUGUAGACUUGUUUUUACCGACAGCCAGAGGGAAAGGAUUUUCAGAACUUGUCACUACCAUCCAUGAAAUCCAUUUACUACUGAGGGCUCCUUUUGAACUGCUGCUAAUGUGAUGUCACUUUGUAUUAUAAAAACCACCUUUGGGCCCAUUUACUAUUAUUCUGCUGCCUACAAAAACAGCCAGGUAAAAGGUAGAUCUUGUGUAAGAGUUUGCAGAGUUUUUUCUGAACAAUAAAGUAAUACAGUACACUAGCCAAGUCCAUCAAAAAGGAGUUUUGUUUAAGAAGCAGACUUGAAUUCUCCAAGCAGUCUUGACAUUGGUAGGUUGUGAAAAACCCUCUGGAGAGCAAGUGGAGCCAGUCCCCACUGGCUGACACUGCCCCCUGGAGCUGUCUCUGGAGUGCAGGGUUGUUUAUUCCUAAGGAAUUGUAGCUGCCGCCGCACACCAUAUUGCAUACAUCAUGGCUGCCAAGCACAAGAAGGAGCAGAGGUGGGAAAUUUUGUGCCACCAAAAGAGAGGGUAUUUAGUGCACAUUGUCCAAAAUUUCCUUGCCCCUCUUAGAAUUGGUUUUGGUUUCCAAAUGACUUUUCCAUUUAUAAAGAUCAGAAAGUGGUGGGGUCAGAGUUUAUACUGUGUUUAGAUCUCCCAGCGAUCACUUAAGCAAAAACCAACCUCCAUGGCCUCCAAACUGUAAUUUGGUCCUGUAAACUACUUUUAGCAGUUGUCAUAAAUGCGUAUGUUGUGAGGUAACAUUGUUUAGACAUUCAUUUAGUUCCAGUGUGGUGCAGUGAAAAUGCUUUGCAGGCCGGGUAUAUCAUUACUUAUGGUAUCUCAGGCUUUAAAAUCUCAAGAGAUACCUAUCUGGUUACAUUCCAUUUGAGGAGAUUGAGAUUGAAAUGCAGAACACAUAUGUUCCUUACCUCCUACCCCAGGAGAAAUGGAUUCAGAUAUGUCUUGUCUCAACAAGAAUCUAUGUUUUGUUUUUUUUUCUUAAGUCUCUUUCUGUUGCCAAAUAUCACGAAAGUUGUGGGGAGUUUAGUCACAUUUGGCUGUUGUGCUGAGUUUGGAAAUUGAGGGGGUGAACUAGGAGGGACGUUCCAAAGAAGUAGUGAGGUAUACCCAGCAUCUUACUCAUGAGUUUUAGUGGCUGCUCUUUGCCCACACCUGUAUCCCACAUUGGCUAUUUGGACAAAACAUUAUUUCAAGUAUUGAACUUCUGUUAUUUUUACUUCACCCUCGACUACGAACAAGUAAUAUUAACAUUCCUUUUGGUAUUCAAUAAUGGAGUUUGUUUACCUAUUUUAUUUCAGCAUAUUUUGAACAAAGAUCUUUGUCUCUUUUCUGUGGAAUGUGCACACAAAGGAUGUUUGUUAGAACCACACACAAUAAAGAUACUGUUUUCCUUUU
Molecule: messenger RNA, 3996 nt
Organism: Nycticebus coucang (slow loris)
Lineage: Eukaryota; Metazoa; Chordata; Mammalia; Primates; Lorisidae
Product: cytochrome b5 type B
Exons: 5
Coding region: 97-534 (145 amino acids)
Cellular component (GO): mitochondrial outer membrane; intracellular membrane-bounded organelle
Molecular function (GO): heme binding
Source: RefSeq, a predicted model, not a curated record